Messenger RNA from Diaporthe batatas, 2828 nucleotides. RefSeq lists its product as uncharacterized. Bases 612 to 2192 code for a protein of 526 amino acids. The record is from RefSeq and is a predicted model, not a curated record. The transcript has a single exon. NCBI's taxonomy places the organism in Eukaryota, Fungi, Ascomycota, Sordariomycetes, Diaporthales, Diaporthaceae.
GCAAUAUCUGCCACGGCAGGGUAUGUGAGGAAAUCUCGAUCUGCAUAUCCAUGGGAAGUCGGACUUGCGUGGAUUUCAAUGUCAUCUGAGACAGGGAUCGGCCUGAUCAAGGAAGGGGGUGUCUUUAUUUGAGUACAUACCCAGGUGGUGUCACUGUACCUCUCUUGUUCAGCAUAUGCACACCGACGGCAACUUCCAUCAUUUCGAUCGAAGGCAACAGGCAGUCAAGUUCAAAUCAACUCGCCCUUUAAUUUUUCAUCAUGGUAAGAGCCGUUCAACCCCCUCGUCCCCUUCCCUCAGUCUUCCUGUGCUCGAUGGAAAGCCUUCUCCACCUACCUUAGAGAUCGGCUGAUAAGGCCCAAACCUGAAUCACGAUAUCUUCAGGCAGUUUCAAACUCCCCUGGAGGUGUUUCCAUUUCAAUCUGCGCUGGUCAUCGUUAUAGUCGAUUAUUCUUGUUCGCGCCAAUGAGUGUUGACAAACUCUGAACGACUUGUAUUAGGCAUUCACUUCACGCCGUCGUUGGCACUACAUCCGGAGAAUUUCGUCUAGUGCCACAUAGUUGCAUAGUGCUAGUCUAGAUCUUUGCAGAUCCACAUCUGGUCCUGUAUCCAUGGCCUCACUUGUUGAGCAACCCUGGCGACGGCCGGUCGUCAGUGGGCCUUCACCCUCGUCCCCAAAGAAUGUCCACUGUCUCUCAGGAGGAGCAGAAAACCUCGACAACAAGCGCCAAAACCUUGGAAAGCCUCCUUCCCCUCCUCGAAGUUCUAGCCCUACUUGUCCACCUGCAAAAGACGUGGACUCUGACUCGUCCGAUGGCUCUAUACCGAACACUCCACCACGGCCGACAUCGUCUAGCACAACUAGAUCUAACGUGUGUUCGGACAUAACAAAAGGCAGGAAGGGAAGCCUCUCGAGCUCUCUCCCUUCAGCUGUUCCCCCAGCAGUAGGAGACGCUGCGGUGCAUAGAACACAAGUCCGGCAAUACCAUGUUGUCGAGCGGGAUUGGAACGAUAUCCACGAUACCACUCAUGGACUUCUUCCCACCAUCCCAUCUCCCCAAAAUGCGGGAGGGAGUAGGGAAAAUGGCGCCGGUGACAAUACGACACGCAUCACCCUGCCGUCCCUUGACAUACCGAGAUACAGGACCCACUCGGGCACUCAACACCUAGUCAACAAUACUCGCUCUCCAGACUCAACGCCGUCAACUAGAUCAUCCUCCAACAGCAUCGCCGACAGCACCCGGAGAGCAUCUUUUGCGUCGGAAAGAACGGGUUGGUCGUCCUCUCCACCCAUCUUGAUGCCACCGCCUCCGUUGCCACCGCAAUCCUACACAGCACAGCUAGAUACCUACGCUCGCGUUGCAGAGAAGGCGUCGGGCGUACCUCGAGCAAACCCACUCUCGGUCUCCGAAUUAAUUCACCGGGAGGCCAUCGGCACACACCCCCAGCCGACACCGCGCACGAGUACCCCCGCAGCCACUGGCGACCGACUUCCGUCCCUCAUGAACGAGUUUGUAGAGGUGUUAAACAUCUACGAAAGGGUAUCAGAUGUCGACAUGUCCAAGUUCCUUGAGGAGCUUAACUACCAGCUGUCCCUAACGGGUCUGCUCCGCGAGGCGCGCGAGCACAUCUGCAGUAGCUUCGAGCUCGGAGACAGACAGCGCAGCACCUUCACCACAUAUACUAGGGCCAUGUUGAGGGCGGAGAUCGAGCCGGUGCGGGGCAUGCGUGAGGUUGUUGCCCGGGCGGUGGUGGGCAUGAGCCAGCGGGAGAUGGGCCGAUUCGAGGAGGAGGUUGGCCACAUGAUCGACAACAGCCAGUAUCACCCCACCAGCCCGUACCGCGAGGCCAUCUGCUGCGCGGCGUACGCGGCCAGGUUCCCCGAGGACCAGCUGGAGGAGCUCAGGCGGCAGCUCAGGAGGACGCCGUUGGCCGCGUUCCAGGCCAAUCGGCAGCGGCAGCAGCAGCAGCAGCAGCAGCAGCAGCAGCAUCAACCGCACAGCAACAGCAGCGCCGCGGGAACUAUUGGCCAGCAGCAGCAUACGAGCAUCCACAACCUGCCGCCGCCGAGGGAGUGCGAGAAAAUCGUUGAACCCCGGCGGCCUGGGGCUGGCGGCGCCACGGGCCGCAAGGAUCCGCCUCGACCUGUGAAUUAUAGCCUGAGGGAGUUUCCCAUACUCUCAAGUGGCUGAGGUGGCGCAAGCCAUGUCUUCGUUUGACGUGUGAGGAAUGAAAACUUGCUCAACUAGGCUGAUUGGGGAACAGCGGUCUGCCGUACUUCCACUCGUCUGGUCGACAUGCCUGGAGGCUGGAAAGACAAUGCGUGUUGCAUGUGGUCAAGGGUGCUGGCGUACUGGCGGCUAACAAGGUAUUUACGAAUAAUGACAAUUUUCGGUUAGAAUACAUGAGCCAUGGAGUAACAUGGUGCUGUCCUUGGUUUGGGAUAUUUGCCUAGGUACCAGUUGACAGGCCUUGCCUUUGCCCCGGUAGUUUUGGAUCGUAACCGGUCACAAAGCUUGCCUUGAUGGCUCCAAAACAUGAUACACAGGGGCAGCAUCUCGAUGAGUUGGUCAGUGAGACUUGGGGCUUGAUUGCCAGCCCGUACCAGCGUCUUCCCGUAAACAUGCAAUGCACCGGUGACGAGUCCCCCCCCACCCCGAAGUAAUAGACGUUGAAGUGGACCGGUUGAGCAGUGACCAACAAUGCUUUGUUGGACGUGCUGCUUCUAUCUUAAUGCUGAACCUCAAGAAUUACUGCUGGAUUAAAUUGCACACGGGAUGUCAUGUGUAUGGGUCAAGGAGCCUGCAUACUUAGGUAUGGCAGAGCAG